AUGGAAGAGGAAGCCCAGUGUGCGUAUAAUCGUCAUGUUCUCAUAGAGGUGGAAAGCGUGCUGGGUGAGAUGGUGUAUGACGUUGAAAGUUGCGAACAGGAGUGCGAAUUACUGAGGUUGCGACAGCAACUGCGUGCUACAGAGAGCUCUCUGAUCGAAUACCAGGAGCGAGAAAUUGAAUUAUUAGAAGAGAGGCAACAGGCUUACGAUUAUGCUUUAAAAGUGGAGCAAGAAGGUAGAUUGAUAAUGAGCAAGCUAAAUGAUUACAUGUCGGUGGUUGUAACAGAGCUUGCGAAGAAGGAAGUUCUAGAAAAGGAAUUGCAGCAAGCAAAUAGGCAGAUAAAGCUCACAGGACAGUUGUCAAAAGAGCUGGCAAGUGCACAACGAGAAAUACGUGAGUUGCGACGCGCAAAUGAUAUUCAGUUUAUUCUCAAAAGAAACAACUCCAUGCCGGCAAAGCCUGUGUCAGACUCGAAAAUCGAACGCCAUAAAUUUGCGCACACCACAUCAGGAUUGGAUUUAAAGUCGAGUGCAAUGAGAGAGACUAGACAUCCGUUCUCAUUGAUGCCGGACAACAUCAUGCUCAAAUUGUUUUCGUUUUUGGACAAGGAUAGUAUGGUCGCCAUUAGUGUCACCGAUAAAGUGUUAGUGAAGCGGGUAAAUGUGCUAUUUGGUGUGACACCGCCUUCUGGCUGGGCGAAAACUAUUCCUCCCGCUCCAGUGAAACAACGGAUAUCAUCGCCUCGAACUCGAAAGUCGCCCAAGCUUCGCAACCUUAAAUUAAUCGGAUCAUCAGAAAAAGACAAGCUUUCAAAGGUGGAUGCAGUCGUGAAGUCACUCAAGCCCGAUCAAAUCAAGCUGUUUCACGAUAUGUCGACUAGAGUGAAGACGUUAGAGGCUCAUCUUAGUCAAGUGCAGACCGAAAAGGAGGAUUUGGCAGCACGGUUGUAUAGCGCGGAGAGUGUACGUGACUUUUUGAUGGAGAAAAUGAAAGAUUUGGAGGACGUGCUUGCCAGCAACAUGACUACAAUUACAAAAAAGGAUGAACAAGCUGCUAUGGAUCGCGAAAUUAUUGGCUUUCUCGAUGCCACGACACAAGAGUACGAGGUCGCGCUAAAAGAGUACGCGCACCAGAACAAUGGUCUUCGUAUGGAACUUGCCCAGCGUCAAGAAGAGCACUCGUCCAAGACAUUGAUCAUUCAAGACAUGGUUGAACUGCUUGCUGAGGAAAAGAAGGAGCUUGAGGCUCAAGUUCGGUCUCAGCGCAAAAUUCUCGUUCGCGAAGUUAAGGCACUGCGCGCACAAAAUCAGCAGCUCGCCGUUGAAAAAGAUCAUUAUUUUGCGCAACUUAAACAGCUUAAGCAUGCGUUGCGGCACCUUGACCAGCUCAGCUAA
Molecule: messenger RNA, 1395 nt
Organism: Plasmopara halstedii
Lineage: Eukaryota; Oomycota; Peronosporomycetes; Peronosporales; Peronosporaceae
Exons: 7
Coding region: 1-1395 (464 amino acids)
Source: RefSeq, a predicted model, not a curated record